AUGACAGCCCUGGAGGUGGCAGCGCUGGUGUUGCUCCUGGCAUCUUCAGUGGCAGCGCAGAUAGGGACACGGAUCAUUGGAGGAUUCACCUGCUUGAGAAGCUCCCAACCUUGGCAAGUGGCCAUCUACGAUUCGAACCGGUUCUAUUGUAGCGGGUCCCUGCUGAACAGAGACUGGGUGGUGACUGCAGCACAUUGCAAGAUGCCAGGCUACACCUACCUGCGCCUGGGGGAGCACAACAUGAUGCUUAACGAGGGUACCGAACAGCAGAAAAGGGCCAUCCGGCUCAUUGCCCACCCGAACUACGAUCCGGUCAGCAAGGACAACGACAUCAUGCUGAUCAAGCUCUCCUCUUCGGUGGCCAUCAAUGACAACGUCCAGCCCAUCAAUCUGGCCUCUCAGUGUGUCGCUCCUGGGACCCGGUGCCUCGUGUCAGGCUGGGGCACGACUUCCAGCCCUAGACCAACUAUCCCUGAUGAACUUCAGUGUGCUUACCUGAACAUCAUCCCUCAGAGAGAAUGUGAGGAAGCAUAUCCUGAUGCCAUCACUGAGAACAUGUUGUGUGCGGGUCGGAGAGAAGGAGGUGUGGACUCCUGUCAGGGUGACUCUGGGGGACCACUCAUCUGCAAUGAAGAACUUCAGGGUAUUGUGUCUUGGGGGCCAGAGGUGUGUGGCCAGCCUCUAAAGCCUGGCAUCUAUACCAAGGUUUGCAACUACACUGGCUGGAUCAAUUCGACCAUGCAGCGCAUGUGA
Molecule: messenger RNA, 753 nt
Organism: Hemicordylus capensis (graceful crag lizard)
Lineage: Eukaryota; Metazoa; Chordata; Lepidosauria; Squamata; Cordylidae
Product: trypsin-like
Exons: 5
Coding region: 1-753 (250 amino acids)
Biological process (GO): proteolysis
Molecular function (GO): serine-type endopeptidase activity
Source: RefSeq, a predicted model, not a curated record